Molecule: messenger RNA, 2956 nt
Organism: Larimichthys crocea (large yellow croaker)
Lineage: Eukaryota; Metazoa; Chordata; Actinopteri; Sciaenidae
Gene: cracr2b
Product: calcium release activated channel regulator 2B
Exons: 18
Coding region: 797-2752 (651 amino acids)
Molecular function (GO): GTPase activity; calcium ion binding; GTP binding
Source: RefSeq, a predicted model, not a curated record
AGAAGGGCAUUUUGGUGGCUUCUGUUUAAAUAAUAUAUUUUAAAAAAUAUGGUGUGUGUGUGUGUGUAUCCUUAAAUAUCUUCAAAAUCAAAAUUUAAUUUGCUGUAUUUAUGCCUCAAGCACAAACCCACAAAACUCAUCAGUUUAUUCAUUUUGAGGACAAAAGGACUGAGUCUUACGGAAGCUGCUCGGUGCCUCUUUAAGGCAAAAAAUUAUGGAUCUUCUACUACAUUAUGUGGCUCAUGGAACUAGCACACUAGAGACUUCCACUUAAAUUGAUUAUUGAGUGUUAAGACGGUGAAAUGCAUUUAGAGAGACACAGCAAUAUUAUGUGCAAUAUAUUGAUUUAGAAUUCACAUUUACACACUUAGGAAUGGCAAAACUGUCAGGUGGAUGGAUUAUCUAAACUUUUUGUGUGCCUCAUUGAAAAAAAUGGAGCUUAAAUAUUUCUGAGUAACGCCUGCACACCUUACUUUCUAUAUGGUUUAAGUAAUCAGCUGCCUUGUCAUUAGCUGCGAGCUCUUGUGAGCUCCCAGGUGGAAUUAAAUGUUAAUAACUGCCCAGGGAACAAUCAAACUUAAGUGAUUAGGACACCUCCCUCAAGCAGCCAAGGAAAAACUCCCCCCCAAAAAAGAAAAAAUUACGGGUGAAAGUUGCGUGGUCUACAUCAAUCAUUACGGUAGACUCCGAUGGCAGGCGGCCGUCACUGCCACCCAGCGGCUGAGCUCAGUGACGGCUCUUUUUUUGACUGGAGCGAUCAAAGGUAGUGGACACCUGAGUCCGGCACACCGUGGUCAUGUUGAAGUGGCUGAAUGAUGGUGAAGUGCUGGUGGCUCAAGGCAGCGGUGAGGCGGUACCAGCGAGCCCCAGACCGCGGGGCUUAUCAGCUGGGAGCCCCAUGCCGGGCCGGGGACGUAGUCCACAGUCUUCACCCAGCUCCAGAGAAUCUGUGCCAGGAAGCCCGCACUCAGAGACCAUGGGCAAGGCGAAGGAGCUGUUUGUACUGUGUGACAAAGAGGGGAAAGGGUUCAUCACAAAGCGGGAUAUGCAGAGGUUACAAGGGGAGUUGCCGCUGUCCCCUGAACAGCUGGAGACGGUGUUUGAGAGUCUAGACAGGGAGAGCAAUGGAUUCCUCACUGCUGCUGAGUUCAACACAGGACUCGGUGAGUUGAUGGAGCUGGACGACACGACUGAGCUGAGUCAAGAAGAAGCAGAAGAGGAUAUUGACAGGUUGGACUGGCCCCAGGACCCAGCUGAAGUUAGAUUUGUAAACAUACUGAUGGAGCUGGGCGCUGACAAACUAUUCAAAGAUCAGCAGGAGUUAUGUUCACUGUGGUGUGAACUCCAGAGGGACAGACCGGAGCUGCUCAGUGUCCUGGAAGGCAUCCUGAUCCAUGCAGUGUCCUAUUUACAGGACUCCAUCAGAGAGAGAGAUAGCUUGGAACAAGCUCUACGCAGACGAGAGAGUGAACAUGAUCACGUUGUUCGGUCCAUAUAUGAAGAAAUGGAAAGCCAAAUCCGAGAGGAGAGAGAGAAACACCUGGCUCAGGACAGUAUUAGACAGAAGGAGAGAGGAAAGCAACUUGAGGAGGAGCUGAAGAUUCGGGAGCAGGAGUUGGAGAACACAUUGACAAAACAGAAGGAGCUGGAGACCAAAAUCCAACAGUUGCACUAUGAACAGUCAAACAUAAAGAGCCAGAACCAGCAGCUGCAGAGCCUCAACAUCCAGUUACAGGAGCAGGUGGAGAGCAGCAGAGAGCAGCUGCAGGCCGCCCUCGGUCAGCUCAGCGUGCUGGAGCUCGACGCUGCCCAAGAACAAGUGGCCAGACAGAGAAAUGUGGUGAAGGUGUCAAGAAACAUGCAGAAAGAGAAGGAUAGUCUCCUGAGACAACUGGAGCUAUUGAGGGAUAUGAACAAAAGACUGCGGGAUGAGAAAGAUGCCCAACAGUCUCAGAAGAGGCCUCCACACGAAACAAAGACUUUGCUGAAGAAAGGGUCAGUCAUAGGUAACUACUUACUGCAAGACAAGCCAUUGAAAAGACAGCUGAGCUCAUCUGAUGAGUUGGAGCAGGACAAAGACAGAGAGAUGACAAAUUCGUCCAAGAAACACCAACCGUCAUGUAGAGUCAGGUUUGAAAAUGAACAGAUGCAAACUCAGAGCACCAAUGUCAGUCCUGAGCGAUUGUUCAAGGUGGUAUUCCUGGGUAACUCAGAGGUGGGUAAGACCUCCUUCAUCCAGCACUACUGUACAGGACACUUCCACAAUAAAAUGAGCGCUACUGUUGGUGUAGAUUUCCAGAUGAAGACUUUAAAUCUGGGCUCUACCACGAUCACCCUGCAGCUCUGGGACACAGCAGGACAGGAGAGGUUUCGCAGCAUCACUGAGCAGUACUACCGUAAAGCUGACGGCAUCCUCGCCAUGUAUGACAUAACUCAUUACCCUUCCUUCACCGCUGUGCGAGGAUGGAUGGACUCUGUGAAGGAGAAGAUGUGUGAAGGCACAGUACUGAUGUUGCUGGCGAACAAGCUGGACCUGGCAGACAGUCACAGCAGACAAGUGACGGCAAAGGAGGGGCAGAGACUAGCAGAGCAAUACCAAGCUUUAUUUUACGAGUGCAGCGCCAAAACUGGAUGUAACAUGGAGGUGGUGAUGAGUGAUCUGGCUGGGAUGUUAGUGUCCCAGAUUAAUCGACAAUGUGCAGAUGCAGUUGUACUGACUGCAGACCCUGCUAAAAAGGGCUGCUGUACAUGAACAGAAGAGGAAAGGACGCUCCUAUCAUGUGUGAACACCACGGCCGAUCACGGCAGCAUCAGGUUCAUCUUUGUUGAAACAUUUGGGUUAGUGGUGCCCAAGUCCUGAGGUCACAGAUCAUCGUAUCAUUUCAAGACUCAAACUUUUUUCUGCGAACAAGUUUACUGAACAGUAUCUGUAAUGUUUGUUCUUCUGUAUCUUUAU